AUGGGGCAGGUUCCUGCUUAUCUAUGCCUUUCCCCUCCAGAUAAGAAACUCCUAGCAGGCGGCUGCUACUGCGCGGUUGUCCAGAACCAGGUGGACGAAGUCAUCGAUGUUAUGCAGGAGAACAUCACGAAGGUGAUUGAAAGAGGCGAGCGGCUGGAUGACCUGCAGGAUAAAUCAGAAAGUUUAUCAGACAAUGCAACAGCUUUUAGCAACAGAGCCAAGCAGCUUCGGAGACAGAUGUGGUGGCGAGGCUGCAAGAUGAAGGCGAUCAUAGCGCUGGUGACGAUCAUUCUCCUGCUCGUGAUCAUUGCCUCGACCGUAAGUUGGCGGCGGGGCCCGGGGGGACGCGGCGGCGCGGCCCGGCCCGGCCCGGCCGUCUCCUCAGCGCCGGGCUUUGUCUCCCCAGUGCCGGAGUACCAGGGGGAGCCGGACGAGAUCUCCGUGCAGAAGUGCCGUGAAGCCGCCCGGCAGGUUCGGGGACCUGUUAUAGUAGAGGAUACCUGCUUGUGCUUCAAUGCCCUGGGCGGGCUUCCAGGACCGUACAUAAAAUGGUUCCUGGAAAAACUCAAACCAGAAGGCCUGUACAAGCUGCUGGCUGGCUUUGAAGACAAAUCUGCCUACGCUCUCUGUACCUUUGCAUUCAGUACUGGAAACCCAGAGGAGCCAGUGAAGCUGUUCAAAGGCCAAACUCAUGGGCUGAUAGUGGAGCCCAGAGGCCCUCGAGAUUUUGGCUGGGAUCCCUGCUUUCAGCCGGACGGCUACAACCAGACCUACGCCGAGCUGCCCAAGGCCGUGAAGAACUCCAUCUCCCACCGUUACAGGGCGCUGAGCCAGCUCUCCGCCUUCUUCCUUCAAAGCAACUCGACAGAGCCCGGCUCCGCCCCCAGCUAG
This is a messenger RNA of Nipponia nippon (crested ibis), 891 nucleotides long. Lineage: Eukaryota; Metazoa; Chordata; Aves; Pelecaniformes; Threskiornithidae. The record is from RefSeq and is a predicted model, not a curated record.